UCCACGGUGCUUUUUGGUUCGGCUCCAUUGUCUGGUGAACGAAGAAAACUAAAAUUUUUUCCUUGUAUUAUACAAAAAUAUUGAAAAGAAUUAAGUGAAUCGAUAUUACGAAAAUUCAACGACACAUUUAAUAACUUAAUGGAAAGAAAAAUCAAAUGAAAAUUCAUAAGAAAACGACUCUCGAGUUAUUUUGCAAUUGCAACUAAAGAAAAUUUUAUAUAGAAACCAGAAGCAAAAGAGUAAAAAAAUAAGCUUAGCUUUAGUUUUUCUGCUGGGUCAUUAGCAGUUUAAAACCCCCCAGCCGUCCAAUUCGCGCUUUGUUACAACUUCAUUACUAAUCUUAAUGACCUGAUGGAAAAUGCAAAAUAACGUAGCGUCAAUAGCAAGUAAUGACAGCAGCAUUGCCAUUAACGUCAACAGCAGCAGAAGCAGCGUCAACAUACAGCCAACAAUAACAUAACGUCAUCAUUUGCCUGCCAAACUCGUAACAUUGUAAACAAGAAAGCAAAAAAGUCGUAAAAACGUAACCCCUGAAAGGGUGGUUGUUCGGUGGUGCCAUUUAAGUUUUUUUUGUCGUCGUUGUUUUUGAUUCUUUUUUUGGGGGCAAAUCAACUUGUACACAUUGUCUUCGUUGCCUCCAACGACAAGGAGUAGCUGUAAGGCGCCCCAGCAGCAGCAGGAGGAGGAGGAGGAAGAAGAAUCCACAUCUUCAUCGUCAUCAUGUUGUUGCCUAGAUUUAUUGCCCUGGUCCAACGCUGUUAUGGUUUUAGUCAGCAGCGAAUGGCAAAACAAAAGUGAAGAUGAGCAAAAAUUGUCCACAACUGUUGUCGCAGGAACAAGCAACACCGCCCCCAUCACACAAGCAGCAGCAAUACCACCAGGAACAACCACAACAACUGCUGUGGCAAUUACAUCAACAAUACUACCGGCAACAGCAACAUUGGUCAAUGCCGAUACAAUUGUCACAGCAACAACGACAGAGGAAACUAUAACCCCUCCAAUAGUAGCAACAGCAGCAGCAACAGAAAAUACUACUUCCAAAUCACCAACGACAAUAGCAGUAUCAACAACAGCAACAACUAAAACAGUAACAGGAACGACGACACCAGUAACAAUAACAACAACCAUAAUAAAAACAAACGAUAACAACAACGAACAACAGAAAGAUAAAAAUUCCAGCAGAACAGGAAUCAUUGCCGCAGAGAACAAAAUUGAAGAUUGCAAUAAUAUUAACAUAAUUACAAAACCAGGCGUUGUCGACGACGACGACAACAACGACGACGACGAUAACAAGGGAAAACAGCAACAGUCCAGUAAUAGUAUUACAACAACAUCAUCUGCAAACGAUUGUAAUUCAAAGGAGGAAGAUUUCAUUGUCUCAGUCUUAAAUUACAACAGCAAUAAUAAGAUAAUGGCCGAAAAUACGAAAGAGACGCCAGUAAAAGAGGAGCCAACAAUCGGUGAAAAGUCCAGCUCGGAAGCCUUAUUGUCGUCGUCAGAUUCUUCCCCUGCCGCCCCGCCCGCAUCCAUGAUUAUCAAUAGUCAGUCAGGUGGUGGAGGUGGUGAAACAAAUUUCAAAGAUUUCGAUGAAUCCAAUUCAAACACGAAUACGCUACAGCCCUCGGUAACGGUCAAGACGCAAAAUAUACAAAACGCCAAACCCACACAAGCCCUUAGCUGUCCAUUUACACAGCAGGACUUUAGCAGUGCUUUACAGUCGGCAUUGAAUGCAACAGCUACAAUAACAAAUAGUUCAACAACGGCUGCAGCUGGUUUGCAGCCAAAUUUUCUCAGUCAAUUGUCAUUGACGGCGAAUGUAGCGGGACUGCAAAAAACUGCCAAACAACUGAACUCAGUGUUUAACACCACAACGGCGGCGGGGAUGGCGACGACGACGACGAAUGUAAAUGCGAACGACAACAACAGUAAUCAAGCCAAAAACGAUAGCAAUCUCAUAGAUGCCUCCGGCAGCAGUAGUAACUCCGUAAUAUCUGCAUCAUCUCUAGCCUCAGUAGUACCUAGCAGCGAUACCAACAAUGGUCAAGCGAAAAUUGUUCUAAUAUGUGAAGGCAAUUCGCAUCCCUUUCAGACCCGCACCAUUUCUCUCACGCCCAAUGUGGAGUGCAUGGUCGGUCGUUUAAUAGCCAAAAGUAAAGUUGCCGACGACAAUGCCAUUUUCGAUUGCAAAGUAUUAUCGCGUAAACAUGCUGUCAUCUGGUAUACACCUGAUGGUAAAUUUUGGGUCAAAGAUACAAAAUCAUCGAAUGGUACCUUUAUCAAUGACAAUAAACUGGGCGUCGAAGAGGCCGAACUGCAUUUCGGUGAUAUUGUUAAAUUUGGCGUUGAUGUUGUUGAGAAUUCACGCAAAGAGGUGCAUGGCUGUAUCAUUGCCUGUGUUAAAUUGUAUUUACCGGACGGUCGGGAGGCCAUUUCAAUCGAUUCACCCGCCCAUCGCAGCCCGUAUUCGGGUGAGGGACGCAUCAGCUAUGACGAUUUACAUCGUUUGAAUCUGUACAUCCAAGAGACCGCGCAAAGGGAGAAAGUUCUAACAUCCAAGCUGUGUAGUAUACAAAAUAUUUUGGAUGCGACACGCAAAAAUUCGGCAUUAUGUUGGCAAUCGAUGAUAACCGAAGAUCAGUUGUUGCAUCGUAUACAUUCGUUGGAAAAGAAACUGUCAUUGAUGGAGAAAAAUGUGCCUGAAAAUGUCCUAAGAAAUGAGGUUCAAAAACUUUUGGAUGAAAAAAAUUCAUAUCAACACACAGCCAAAGAGGCCUUACGCAAAGUCUAUCAAGAACGUUGUGAUGCCAUGCAAUUGCUAGCAAAAAUGGAAUCUGCCUACACACAAUCGGACAACGAGUGUGCAUUGUUGCGGGACCAGAUAAUGAAUUCCAAACAAACACUGCAAGAUGUCAAUACACGGCUGUUGCAAUUGGAAACCGAAUACAAUGAAUAUCGUGACGAUGUGGCACGUCAGCAACAAGAGGCUAAGGAACGUGAGGAGCAGCGAAUCGCUGAACUAACGGAAAAGUUGCGUGAACGUGAAUUGGAAUGUGAAGAGCUUAAAAAGAAGAUAUCUGAAUUGUUGAUAAAACGGGCCGAUUUAUUGGAUGACGAGGAGAAGAUAUUGGAAAAACAAGCCAUAGAAAAAUUAGAUGCUGCCAUAGCGGAUAUGGAUUUGGGAGACGAAGAUGAUGAUGAUGACGACGAGGAUGACGGUGAGGAAGGCGACGUUGUGGGGGUAGAAGGCGGCAAGGGAAGCAAUGAAGUUGUAAUCAAAACAAAUGGUAAAACUGUUGACAAAUCUGAUACAGAUUCCAGUCCAGAGACGAAACACAAACAAACGAAUUUAAGUGCAACAUCUAACGUUCCAUCUUCAUUGGCUUGCAUAUUUGGUGAUAAUGUCAAUGGCCUUGAAAGUGAGGACAAGACAAGGGAAAAAUCUCCGUCAAUGUCGAAACACAAAAAAGCCAAAAUGUUAGCCACAUUAAAUACCACAAAAGCCACCUCACCGCCCAAACGUGUCAAGGAAUCGACAAUUAUGAAAUGGUUGCAGAAUUCCGAUUUAAAUAAAACGGAAGGUUCUCUGGAUAUAUUCAAGGCGAUAUGCAAUGAAAACGAAGAAGAAGCCGAAGGCGAAGUGGAAGCAAAUGCUAUAGAUUCCAGUGAUGAAGAUAAUCUGAUUGAAGAUGGUUUCGAUAUCAAACUGGAUCUGAACAAAAAAUGUACAGAUUUUACCAGCAAACUGAGGAAUGUUGAACAAAAUCUUAAGCAAUUGGAAGCCGAAAUUGAAAAUCGAACACAAAGUGCGACGAACGACAAUGAGAAGCAGCGAGGAGGAGUAGGAGGUCAGAAGAAGAAACAGCAACGUUUCAAAAAAGAAAAGGAUGUCUAUGAUUUUGAGGAUAACAGCGAUGAGGAUGAAGAGGAGGAGGAUGAUGAUGAUAGUGGUGCUAUAGCUGAAGAGGAUGCAUUUGUUAUUAGUAGCAAUGGUGCUGGUGGAAAAGCAUCAACUUCAGCUUCUUCAUAUAAGGUGCUUUCCAAGCAUAAUAAGAAAUAUCAAUUAUUAAAAGCCAGCGUUGACAUGCUUAGAGAGGCCUAUAAUGAAAUUAAGGAUACCGUUCCCAACGAAAGAAGAGGGAAUGCCAAUGCUCACAACAAUAACAAUUCCCUAAAUAAAAUCGAACAAAAUAAUUGCACUACUGAAUCAUCAAGAACCUCCUGUGCAACCGAGGACGCUGCGGAGGAGGACAUUGAUAGUGAUAGUAUUUCCUCUGAAGUGGAAAGUUUAAGUUUAAACUCACCUGUAAAUAGUAGUUCUCAUAGUACCAUAAAACCGGAAAAGAAGCAAACGGAACAAGUGUUGGCGUCCGAAGACAGAUCAGUCAAUAAUGCUCUGCUGCUGGAAGAACAAUUAAGGGAAUACAAAAUGCAAGUGGGAAAACUGAAUGAAAAACUAAAGCAAACCGAAAUGGAAGCCCAUCAUACAUUGGAAAUCAUGCAAGUCGAAUGUGAUGAUGUCAAACAUAAAAUGUUAAGUCUUAAUAAAAUUAUUGAAGCUUUAAAGGAAGAUAAAAAGGCCCUGGAACAGGUCAUCAAUGAGAAUAAAAAUAAUGCCAUUAAAAAUGUCAAUAAUCCCGAGGAGGAAACUGAGCAACAAAAAGCGGCAGCAGCGAAAAAUGAUCGUUGUGUUGAAAUUAUUUCCCAAAGAUAUGAUGAUGCGGAGGAGGGAGCUGCAAUGCUUUUGGUGGAAAACGAUUUGGCUGACAUAAAUGUAAGCGCCUUGGAGCGUGAAGAAGAAUUGAUUGCCUACAAAGAACGUUUGGAUGACCAGCUAAAGGCCAAUAUUGAUCUACGCAAUGAAAUUGCUGAACUGAAACAAAAAGCUGUUACCAUACGAAAUCCCAUUGCCAAUCGUGAGGAUUUGCUAAAACGUUUUUUGCCCUAUGGUUUUGUUGUUUUAGCCAUUAUAGUAUAUUUUAUAUCUACAUAUUUUUAAAGGAAACGACAUAAUUUUUUCAUAGGUUAUCCUUUCAUUUUUUCCUCCAGCUCCCCCACCCUCAACAUUCAUUCAAGUAAUAUUUAUAUUCUUUUCAGCCACAAUAUCUAACCUGCAUUGCACGCUAGUUUUUUUUGUGGUCGCUGAUGAUUGUCGUUUUCUUUUCUACUUUCUUUAUCUUCUUUAUUUAAAAAAAUCCUAAUAAUAAAUUAUCAGUUUUAAUUACUAAUUAUUAUUAUAUUAUUUUUGUUGUUAUAUUAUGUCAGUUUUUUUUACCUAAUUAUAUAAAAGAAAAAUUAAAAGAGAAAUCUAACGCAAUGAAGAAUAUAUGGCAUAUAUUUAAAUAAAACAAAAACAAUACAUUUAACAAAUGAAAUAUAUUAUAAAUCAUAUAAAGCUAAAACAAAAACCCAGAAACAAAGCAUGCUAAUUAAAAACAAAAAUUUCAUUUCAUUUUUUAUACAUACAUACAUACAUAUAUUUAAUAACUCAUAUAUACAUAUAAAUAGAAAAAGGUAAACUAAAAAUAAUAAUAACAAAUAAAAAACAAACAAACAGAAGCCAUUAAAAUCCAAUAAUAAUCCAUAUACAUACAUAUAUAUUUAUAAAUAGAAAGAAAGGCCUGUAUAAUGAUUAUUGUUUUAUAAAAUUGCGAAGAGGAAGAAAAAAAAUCCAACCGGAAAUCAUUAAUACAAUAAGUUUUCAAUUAGGAUAUUUAUAUUUUCUUGAUUUUGAUUUUCGUUAAGAGACUCGUAAUAGUUUUGUAAUCACUGGCUUUUAUAACCUACACCACAAGGUGGUGGUCAGGUGCAUUUGUUUGUAACAGGCAAAGGGAAAAGAGAUAGAACCGAUAUAACUACACGAAUUCGGAAAACUGUUUCACUCGUAGACUUUUCGUCCACUCUGUUCAUCCUAGGAAGAGACGGAAAAUUUAGGAACGGAAUAGAUGUAGAAGUGAAAAAGAGAAGUAAAGAUUUAUAGAGAGAAGUGUUAGAAGUUCGGAGGAGAAGUUAGCCUAUGUCUCUUGUUGGAUAACAUGGGACAUGUGCAAAGUAUAUGUUCAAUUGUCUAUACCUCUUCUUCAUCUUCACAAAGUCUACAGUAGUCAGAAAUACUGUUGUCCCAUUUUGUGGUCAGAAACAUCAGUGACCAGUCACGACCACACCACCAAGAAACUUAGAUAUAACCUACUAUGAAUCUUCUCCUUCUCGAGAUUACAGCCCGGUGGCCUUAAAUACCCUGUAACCGUUUUGCAGGUGCCAUCUUCCAACUCGUUUGAUAACAGAUUUUUUGAAGCAGCUGACGCAAUUCCUUUUUGUGGUUAAACAGUAUCAUCAAUCGGUACAACAAUCGUCUUGAAUCCGCCUUGAGCUAAUUCAUCAGCUACUUCAUUCCCCAGCGGUUUUGCAGGUGCCAUCUUCCAGCUUCUAUGAUAAGAGAUUUUUUGAAGCAGCCAAUGUAGUACCUUCUUGAUUGUUUAACAAUCUCAUGAAUCGGUGUAACAAUUGAUUUGGAUCCGCCUUAAGCUAAAUCAUCAGCCACUCCUUUCUCAUAUACAUUGCUACAGUCGAAAAAACAGCAAGUCUUAAUAAAUUCAAGUAUGGCAAGGAGGGCUUUCUUGCAUUCGAUUUCUUACUCUCGAUUUAAUGACACUUGACUUGAUAGCUCUGAGGUCCCCUUGACUAUAGACGUAUAUAGUCACUAGUCCUGCUAUGCUAUUGCAGUGUUCUUUUACCAUUUCGGCUGCCUUCUUGAUUUCAAGAAUCUCCGCCUGAAAAAUACUGCAAUUUGUCAUUAAUCUUAUUAGAGUGUUUAAUGAUUGGGUUGGGACAGAAUACGCCAGCGCUGGUGCCUUCAUCCAUCUCUGAGCCGUCUGUAUAUAUGACCAGGGUUAGGGCAGAAUACCUCAGCGCUGGUGCCUUCAUCCAUCUUGGAGCCGUCUGUAUAUAAGGCCAGACCAUCCAGAAGAGGUUUGCCAUCAGCCUAUCCUAUCCGAGUAUAGUAAUCUACAAUCACUUAAUUCUAGCAAAAUUUCGAUUUAAAUAAAAAAGGAAUGUUCUUCUGGAUAUAUUCAAGGCAUAAUGGAAUAAAAACGAAAGAGAAACCCAAAGCCGAGGCUAAAUUAAUUACAUGGAAGUAUUAAGUUUUCUGUCUGUAGGUUCGAAUUUGGAAUUAGUAACAUGAAACCUGUGAUUAUAAAACUAUUAUAAGUAUUCAAAAUAACAACAGUGUGCUACAGCGACAUAGUCACUUUUCGACUCAGAUUUUUCUUGGAAAACUGAAAGUCGAUUUAGAUUCGCACCACUUGAAUCUAACUCAAUUUCCAUUUUUCCAAUAAAAAUCUCAGUCGAUAAGUAGAAAAUAUUAGCCCGCACCUGAAGGUAAAUCGAUUUUUAAAUUUUUCAGGAAAAAUAUAUCUUGAAAAGUGGUUGAAAUUAGAUAAAAAAAAUGAAUUCAAAUGAUCUAAUAAUAUUUCCGAAACAAUGGAAUUUUCAAAAAUAGGUCUAAUUUCAUGUUUAAAAUUAUUUUUUAAACCAAUUUGUUCGAUUUCGAAGGAGAGAAAGUGGCCUCAGGAUUUGGGGGUGAUAUUUU
Musca domestica (house fly) is the source of this 7588-nucleotide messenger RNA. It is a transcript of the gene Slmap, whose product is annotated as sarcolemmal membrane-associated protein. NCBI's taxonomy places the organism in Eukaryota, Metazoa, Arthropoda, Insecta, Diptera, Muscidae. The transcript is spliced from 5 exons. Gene Ontology annotation, molecular function: protein binding. The coding region runs from base 761 to 4996 and encodes 1411 amino acids. The record is from RefSeq and is a predicted model, not a curated record.